Molecule: messenger RNA, 2764 nt
Organism: Sinocyclocheilus rhinocerous
Lineage: Eukaryota; Metazoa; Chordata; Actinopteri; Cypriniformes; Cyprinidae
Product: excitatory amino acid transporter 3-like
Exons: 11
Coding region: 109-1611 (500 amino acids)
Biological process (GO): L-glutamate transmembrane transport
Cellular component (GO): plasma membrane
Molecular function (GO): glutamate:sodium symporter activity; L-cysteine transmembrane transporter activity; L-glutamate transmembrane transporter activity
Source: RefSeq, a predicted model, not a curated record
CAGCAGCAGAUCACAUCCUCCUCCCAACAGCAGCUCCACACCAUUCUCCACCGGCGCUCCGCGACUAAACGCCUCGCCACAUUCACUCGCCUUUCCAUAUAGCCUGUCAUGGAUAUGCUGGGGAAGAAAGAGCGGAGAGGCAGGGAUGUGAAGGGCUUGUUGAAGAGGAACUGGAUUCUCAUAGCAACCAUCAGCUCGGUGAUACUGGGGAUCGCGCUGGGAGUGCUGGUGCGGGACUACACCUCUCUGUCGCAGCUGGAGAAGCAGUACUUUGGCUUCCCGGGAGAAAUCCUGAUGAGAAUGCUAAAGCUGGUCAUCCUGCCUCUCAUCGUCUCCAGCAUGAUAACAGGAGUGGCAGCGCUGGACUCUGAGGUGUCGGGCAGGAUCGGUCUGCGUGCGGUGGUUUAUUACCUCUCCACUACCAUAAUUGCUGUCAUUCUUGGAAUCGUUCUUGUGACGACGAUUAAACCCGGGGUGUCUCAGAGUGCUGAUAAUAUCGAGAGAGCAGGAAGCACUCCGAAUGUGACCACUGUUGACACCUUACUGGACCUGGUUAGGAAUAUGUUUCCUGAAAAUCUUGUUCAAGCCUGUUUUCAGCAGUAUAAGACGCAGCGCAAAGAGAUUGAACCAUCGAAAACCAACAUAAGUACAAGUAACACGGCUACAUUUCCACCGUUCACCACCAUUAUUUCAACAGUUGCACAGAAUUUGACCAAAGACUACAAGAUCGUGGGAUCAUAUUCCGAUGGCAUUAAUGUUCUCGGUCUGAUCGUAUUCUGUGUGACGUUCGGCCUGGUCAUCGGCAAGAUGGGAGAAAGGGGCCGGAUCCUGCUGGAGUUCUUCGAUGCUCUGAAUGAGGCCACCAUGAGACUCGUUCAGAUUAUUAUGUGUUACAUGCCCAUUGGCAUCUUGUUCCUAAUUGCUGCCAAGAUCAUGGAGGUGGACGACUGGGAGAUCUUCAGGAAGAUGGGCCUGUACAUGGUGACGGUGCUCAGCGGAAAACUGCUAUUUUGCAAUAACAAGUGUCUUCACUGUAUCAGCUCAGCCACUCUGCCGGUCACGUUCCGAUGCGCAGAGGAGAACAACAGGAUCGACAAGAGAAUCACUCGCUUCGUCCUUCCAGUUGGUGCGACUAUCAAUAUGGAUGGCACUGCACUGUAUGAAGCUGUUGCUUCUAUAUUCAUUGCUCAACUGAACAACUACGACCUGGACGCUGGCCAGAUUGUUACCAUUAGUAUCACGGCAACAGUCGCCAGCAUUGGUGCAGCAGGUGUUCCAAAUGCUGGACUGGUAACCAUGGUGAUAGUGCUCACAGCAGUGGGCCUUCCUGCCACUGAUGUCACCCUCAUCGUCGCUGUCGAUUGGCUGCUCGAUCGCUUCCGUACCAUGAUCAACGUGCUGGGAGACGCCUACGGCGCUGGAAUAGUCCAGAAGCUGUCAAAGCGAGAACUAGAGAGGAUGGACCUGAUUUCAGACGUGGACGCGGCCAACCCCUUCGCCCUGGAGACCACGCUGGAUGACGACGAGUGCGAGAAGAAAUCUUACGUCAACGGUGGAUUCACCAUCGACAAAAGCGACGCCAUUUCCUUCACCGAGACCUCGCAGUUCUAGAGGUGCGUGGCGGUCUCUGCUGAACACGUGACGGCGUGAAAGGAGUUCAGAGAGGUAGGAGCCAUUCAUAAAACCAGUGCCAUGACUAGGACGGAAAGUCAUUAGCGAGGACAUGAUUGAGUGCGGACAUUAGCAAUACCUGCCCUUGCGGUUCUCCUUCCUUCAUUUUCCCAACCGUGCUUUUGAACUUACGUGUGCGUGCGCUAGACUGAGAGAAAACUGUGCUUCCACAGUUCAUUAACAUGUUGCCAUGAAUUAUGCAAAUUGCUGUUUUCUUUUUAUUAACGGCGGUUGUUUCCUUUGGUUUUGUACUAACGAAUAGCUUUUUAGCAGUAGGCGAUUUUCGUGCUUGUGUGUUUGAGAAGGAGCUCCGUGCAAUAUCGCGCAUCGGUUUGAAAGAAACCCGGCAGAUUAGUGUACCGUUCGCAUGUUGCUAACUAGCCGAUGUUAUUAUACUCAGAAAACGCUGAUUUUAAGGUUAUCGAAAUCCGCUUUCAAAAAUUUUCAUUCGCAAAUUAUGUUCAAGUUUCAAAUUCCGUAACGUGUGAAAUGUUGCCAGUUCUGUUAUUUGCACUUGCUAUUGAAAGCCAAAUGUUCAUGAGCUUUGCGUGUCUUUCAUUUCAGGUUUGUGCCAAUUUGAAUGUGUUAAUAUGAAGGGGAACAUUUUUAUACGAACGUUGCAUGAUAAGGACGUGAUGUGGGUUACAGAAAUGGCCUUUGGAAUGAAAAUCAGAUCCUUUGUACACAAUUAUUUUGUCAUGAUAUUGAAGGUGGCAAGCCUUAAUAGUUUCUUCAGCAAGCCACUGAUUCAUUAUUUUUCUUCCUUUGUUGUGGAAUCAGAGCUAUUCUGGGGAAUAUUUUGAAAAGACCGCACCGAUGAUGUUGUCAGUGCCAAAUUUCUGCCAUUGAGCCACUUUUAACUUUCUUUUACAGUAUUUCAUUUCUUUAUACUUUGGGUUGCAUCAGAAAUGAGAGAAAACGAUCAAUGUGAAGCAUUAAUGGUCUGCGUUUAAAGUUCUGAAACUGAAUAAACACUGUAAAGCACACCAUUGUACAACUGUAUUUAUACAGUACAGUAGUCAAAUUAGUCAUACUGUAUGAUUCAACAAGUACUGUAUGUGUAUCCACAAUAUAAUAAAGACAAAUAUGUCAA